Molecule: messenger RNA, 1143 nt
Organism: Aphis gossypii (cotton aphid)
Lineage: Eukaryota; Metazoa; Arthropoda; Insecta; Hemiptera; Aphididae
Gene: HLH4C
Product: helix-loop-helix protein 1
Exons: 5
Coding region: 422-766 (114 amino acids)
Biological process (GO): regulation of transcription by RNA polymerase II
Molecular function (GO): DNA-binding transcription factor activity, RNA polymerase II-specific; protein dimerization activity; RNA polymerase II cis-regulatory region sequence-specific DNA binding
Source: RefSeq, a predicted model, not a curated record
CUUGUUUCGUUGACCACGGUCGAUGAACGGAUGGUGAUACGAACGUUUCAUCCACGUCUGACAUUUCGGACCGGACAGUUCUGCAGCUGUGAACAAAAAAUGUUUUGAAAACAAAUCCAACACAGAUUAUAACGCUUUUCUAUUGCAAUAUAUAUACUUUUUUUUACUGAUGGGGAAAAACCUGUCCACGAAAAAAAUUUGUACAAUAAAAGGGAUAAUCGUAACUCCGCCCAUGCGAAGGGGACUGUAAUGAUUUCCAAAGGGCGUAUCUGUUCUGAUUGGCCAGUCGCAGUUCCGUAUCUACGGAUGCUGGGCAAAGUGAAAUUUUCAUGUGCAGCAUUUUCAUAUUCGCCUUUGACAGUCCAGCUUAACAUAGCUGUUAGUGGUUCCGAAUUUCUUCUAGUCUCGCUGGAUAUUAAAAAUGGAUUUUUUAUCUUGUGGUAUGUAUUCAAUGGCGGAUUCGACGCUUCCAGAUUCCGUGGACGGACACAGUACACUCGCGAAAAAAAGCCGCGAAAAAAGUACAGUGACGGGAAUGGCCACGUUGACUAGAGAAGAACGACGGAGAAGACGGCGAGCCACUCAAAAGUACAGAAUGGCUCAUGCUACACGCGAGCGAGUUAGAGUCGAAGCGUUCAACGUGGCAUUCGGAGAAUUGCGAAAACUUUUGCCCACAAUACCACCCGACAAGAAAUUGUCAAAAAUCGAAAUAUUAAGGCUCGCGAUAUGCUACAUUAUGUAUUUAAAUCAAUUUUUGGAAACGUAAAUUGUUAAUGUUCGUGAUCUUGGACGCCCGGCGGUGACCAUCUUGGAUUAGAUUUACAUAAUAUAAAAUUAUAAAAUGGACACUAAAUGAUUUUAAUCCCCGAGAAUUGAAUACAAAGUAUUAUAAAUUUAUAGUCAACAAUGAUUCAAUAGUUAUCAAAAAUGUAUCAUUCUAUAUUAUUACGGUGUUUGAUUUGGCAUUACAUUGUUCAUUAGAAAUUUUCAUUUUAUAGAAGUAUUUUCUAUUAUUAUUAUUAUUAUAUUUUGUAUAUACUAAUGCGAUUGUGCUUAAACACAAUUUUUUAUAAUAAUAUAUAUUAUAAUUUAUUUAUUUUUUAUAUAUAUAUUAUAAUACAUUUGUUUCAUUUUUAAAAUCUA